Molecule: messenger RNA, 6282 nt
Organism: Saccharomycodes ludwigii
Lineage: Eukaryota; Fungi; Ascomycota; Saccharomycetes; Saccharomycodales; Saccharomycodaceae
Gene: BNI1
Product: formin BNI1
Exons: 1
Coding region: 1-6282 (2093 amino acids)
Biological process (GO): barbed-end actin filament capping; mitotic actomyosin contractile ring assembly; actin filament bundle assembly
Cellular component (GO): mating projection tip; cell division site; cellular bud neck
Molecular function (GO): small GTPase binding; actin binding
Source: RefSeq, a predicted model, not a curated record
AUGUAUAAAUCUAUCAAAAGCGGUUCCUCAACAAACUCGCAAGGAUCCUUAUCCAAAAAAGAUAGUUUACAAUCCCUAAAAAGUAAUAAUAGCAAUAGUAGUCAUAUAGGAAGUUCAAGUGGUGGCUUAUUUUCCAGUUUGAAAAAGCUAACCUCUUCUUCCUCCAAUUCAAAUUUACCACAACAACAACAGCAUCAUCAUCACUCUGGAAUAAAAAAACAAGAUUCCAAAACCUCAUUGUCCACCAAAUCUGUCAAAAAUCCAAAAUUAUCAUUGGAUAUCGACGAUAAUACCAAUUCUACUAGUGCAACAAUAACGCCAACACACAACAGUAUCAAUAGCAUUUCUAAAAACAUCAACAAGGAUAAAAAACCCCUUACCAAAAAACAUACAUAUUCAUACAGUAACUUAAACACUCCAUCAUCUGUAGAAGAUAAUUUAUCUGUUAAUUACCAGUCUAGAAGAUCUUCUUCAUCGGUAGAUAAUGACUCAACGUUAUCUAGACAGUUCACCAACCAAAGCCAUAAUCCUAGUGUUUAUUCCUAUAAUACGCUAACAAAUUUACAGAAAUUUAUCGGUCCGGAUGGCAAAGUUAGCUUAGAUAAACCACCCAAUCCUAAAGACAUUGAUGAGCUAUUUGAGGAGCUGAUCCAAAAGAGAAAUUUCGAAAGUUUACCGUUAAGCGCUCAACAACAGUUGAGACAAUAUAGCACGGACAAAAAAUGGCUGUUGGUUAAGCAGGACUUACAAGCGGAGUUAAGAAAACUACAAAGAAAACCCUCGUCUUCUUCUUUGUCAACAGCAUUCACAGUGUCACCAUCGACAGCUCAAAAUUCAAACAAUAUUACACUCUCACCUCUUAAAACAAAUGCAGGUAAUAUUUCGACAACAACAACAACUAUUAACAAUGCUACUAAUGCCAAUAAUAAUAACGCAUAUGCUUCUAGUGCCUCCUCAAUUCGUCGCCACUCGCAUAGAAACAUGUACAAUUUAGAAAAAAGCUCACCAACAAGGUCAAUAUCGGUCAAUACAUUAGAUAGCGGUAAUACAGUUAAUACCAAUGGAAGUUUUUACAUGUUUAAAGAUCGUAAUAUUAGCACAAGUACGAUUGCAUCAGAUCCAUCUCAAUUACCGCCAGAUUAUUAUGUAAGGAAAUUGAUAUCAGACAAAAUCACAAAUAAACAAUUGAAUGACCUAUGGGUUUCUUUAAGAACCCAACCACUAGAUUGGGUGCUAGGGUUUUUGAGUUCACAAGGUCAUAUAGCAAUUGCCAAUAUUUUGUUAAGGCUGUAUAAGUCAGGUUUCACUCCCUCUAAAAAAAAUAAUAGAACAACAACAUAUGAAAGCAUUUUAACUGAAGAAAAACUAGAUGCAGAAGCUUUGUUAUUCAAGUGUUUGAAGACUAUUUUGAAUUUACGAGAGGGGGCAGAUGAGGCCUCGGGCUCCAAAUUAAUUAUUAGCACUAUUGUUGAAGGGUUAUUGUCUUUAAGAAUACAGACGCGUCGUAUGGCCAGUGAAAUGCUAACAUUUAUUGUUGAGUGGAAUAACCACGAAAAUUUCCAAUUGGUUUUGGAAGCUUUGGACCAAAGUUCUUCGAUAACGAGUAACAUUCAUUUGCAAGCCAGGUUGAUGAUGCCUAACAAAAGAAAAUCAUUUUUACUGGAUACUUUAAGGUCAAAUUUGGAAUUAUCGGAUACUCAUGUUGUUAAAAAGUUUGAGGAAUGGUUAUUAGUCUUGGAAUAUAGUUUGGAUGGACGUGGCAAACUAGGCUCGUUGGUUGGUGCAUCUGACGACUAUAAAAAUGGAGGUGAAAAUGCAUUAUUGGAAUAUUGCUAUUUAACUUUAAUACUUAUCAACCAACUUUGUAAUAUACCAGACGAUGUUAAUCAAAGAACUCUACUAAGAUCAAGAUUCAAAACCUGCGGAUUUUCUAGAAUUAUGCAAAAAUUGGAACUGCUAAACUAUGAACCUCUUAAUGAACAGUUACGAAUAUUUGAAGACAGAACUGCAGAUGAUUAUAAUAAGCUAGUUUCAAACAAAGUGUUAAAAGAAAAUAUUGAUAUGGACAACCCUGUUGAUAUGUUAAACACUUUGUGGGAACAUUAUAAAGAAACUGAUGCUGGUAGGUACUUAAUAUCAUUGAUGCAACACGUAUUCAUAUCUGCUACCAAAUUUUCAAAUGAAAACGAUCCUACAGAAGUAAAUAAACACCUAAGGUUGUUGGAUUCUUUGGUUUCUAAUGCAACUAUGUCAAGUCUGGAUAGCGAAUCUUCAUUCAAUAUGGCUAUUCAAAGGCUAUACGACGCUAUGCAAACAGAUGAAGUUGCUCGUAGGGCUAUAUUAGAGUCCAGAGAACUAUCGAAGAGGUUUGACGAGGUUAAAGGUGAAAGAGAUUAUUUAUAUGAAAAACUUCAAAAGUCGCAGGAUGGGCUGGUAGGUAACUUGCAGCAGGAGCUAAAAGAACGUGAUAUUAUCUUAGAAAAAAACAAAAGGGUGACUGAAACUUUGCAUGCUGAAAUUGAGGAUUUGAAGAAAAAAAUGUUAUUAGAAAAACAUAAAUACGAAUUAGAAAAAGUCGUAAGUAGCAGCACUAACGUGGAUAAUGAUACAGCAGAAUAUUACGAUUUUAGUGAGAAAAUUAGACAUCCAUCGAGAAUUGAUCCAGAAAAAGUUAAGGUUAUUCAAAGUCUGUUGGAGAAGAAACAUAUGAGUAGAGAUCUAAGUAGCAUAACUGACAUUUCAAAUAAAUAUGACAGUGCAACUAGCUUUAGCAGGAAGAAAUCAAAUGAUAGAUUGAGAAUGUUAAGAGACAAGAUGCAAGAUAUUGAAAACGAAGCGCGCAUGCUAGAAGGUACUAAUUUUAUUGAUGAUCAUGGGGAAAGACGUGUAGCCACAUUAGAACAAAUGGAUUCGGAUACCAAAAAACAGUAUAAAUUGUCCUCUCCAAUUUCUGUUCAAAAGACUGCUUUAGCUAAUGAAAAGAAUAUUGCGGCGCUAUCAAAGUUGGACUUUUUGCGUCAAAAAUUAGCAGCUAUUCAAAAUGAAAGCAAUGAUGUGACUAAAUUUAAUGUAGAUGCUAGGGUUGAUGAAUUAUUCCAAAAACAAAAGUUGACAGCAUUGGGUAGAUUGAGAGAUUUACAAAACAAUUUUAAGAAUUUAGAUUUUACUGGUCAUGAGGACUUGUUAAAUGCUAUCCAACAAGAUGCGGACGACAUGGAAUAUCAUUCUUUGGAUCCUGGAAAAAUAAAUUCGAGAAUGGAAAAAUUAAACAACUUGUUAUUGGAAUUAAAUGAUAAAAUGGAAAAUGUUGAAAAGGAACAGGUUGAUCCUGAUGUAUCUUCUACCGAUGAUGAUGAUGAUGAUGAUGAUGAUGAGUAUGAUGAUGCUGAAGAGGAUACUGUUCGUAAUUCUGUUUCUACCUCUUUUAUUGCAUCAUUAUCUGAUAAAUAUGGCUCUACUCCGAUUUCUUCCAGAAGGACUUCAGUUAUUGAGCAGUCAAAUCCAGAUAGUAUUAUUAAGGAUUAUAAAAAUACUGGCCGCCAAAACUUUAUUAAGAGGGUUAAGAGAUCUAGUAUCAAUCAUAAUUCUAUGGUUUCUGCAGAUUUUGGAAGUGUGGUCUAUUCGAAUGGGGCAGAUAUAUCACAAGGGAGACAUCUUUCGAAGGGGUCAUAUUUACUUCCAGACUCUAAUGAAAGCGUUCUUAUUUCUGAUAGCGAAUCUGCUAAUUCGGAGAGUAAAAUGAAAAACACUAUAAAUAAACAAGAUGAGAUCACUGGUACUAAGAAUAUAAAUAAAUCGGCAUCCGUUGAUAUCCCUGCUACGAGUAAUAUGAUUGAAAAUACUAGUAGUGAAAAAUCUAUUCCAACACCACCACCACCACCUCCUCCACCAUUACCUCCUAUUUUUAAUAAGGGUGACAAUGCUCAGAAAUCAGCUGAAGUUUCUAUUCCAACACCACCACCACCUCCACCACCAUUACCUCCUAAAUUGGGUGGAUCCAAUUCAGCUAUAUCAUCAUCAUCACCACCCCCUCCUCCUCCUCCUCCUCCUCCAUAUCCAAAUAAAUCAGACAAUGGUGCUGCGCUACCGCCACCACCUCCUCCUCCGAUGAUGCAAGGUAAGUUAUCUUAUAGGUCGCCAGUAUCAUCAGCUACUUUUCCAUUCUCACCGUUAUUUGAUAGCUAUCCACGUCCUAAAAAGAAGUUAAAGCAAUUGCACUGGGAAAAAAUUGACAAUACAGGAGAAUCCUUUUGGAAAGAUGCUAACGCACAAAAAUUGGCUGAUGACUUAUAUGAAAAGGGUGUGUUAUCCAAGCUAGAAGAAGCAUUUGCUGCUAGAGAAAUCAAGAAUCUGGCUAAAAGGAGGAAGGAAGAUUUGGAUAAAGUGACCUUUUUGUCAAGAGAUAUUUCACAGCAAUUUGGUAUUAACUUGCACAUGUUUGCAUCUUUGAAGGUGGAUAAAGUGGUAGAAAAGAUUUUGAAAUGUGAAAAAGAUUUUUUGAACUCUGCUAGUGUCAUUGAAUUUUUAUCAAAACAAGAAAUUUGUAAUGUGUCUAUUAACUUGGCUAAGAAUUUUUCACCAUAUACCACUGAUUGGGAAGGUGUAUCGAAAGUGGAAGAUGCUAAGCUGCCUGAAAAGGACCCAAAUGAGCUACAAAGGGCCGAUCAACUUUUCUUGGCAUUAAUAGUUAAUUUGCAAUCUUAUUGGUCGUCACGUAUGAGGGCAAUUAAAUUGAUAACGACAUUUGAAAAAGAGUACUCGGACCUAGUGGGGAAAGUGAGAAAAAUGGAUAAAGCUGUUGCUGCAGUUAGGAACUCUUCUAACUUGCGUGGUGUUUUAGAUGUUAUAUUGGCAGUUGGUAAUUUUAUGAACGAUACGUCGAAACAAGCUCGUGGGUUUAAACUAAGCACUCUUCAACGAUUAACCUUUAUUAAAGAUGACAAAAAUACCAUGACUUUUUUAAAUUAUGUUGAGUUUAUUAUUCGACAAAACUAUCCUGAAUUUAAUGGUUUUUUGAAAGAUUUAGAACCAGUAUUGGAGGUUGUUAAAAUUUCCGUUGACCAGUUAAUAUAUGAUUGUAAAGAAUAUUCUAAUAAUGUUAAUAAUGUGAUUAAAAGUAUUGAGAUUGGUAACUUGAGCGAUUCUUCCAAAUUUCAUCCACACGAUAAAGUAUUGUAUAAGGUUACACCACUUUUACCUGAUGCCAAAAGCAAGAGCCAAUUACUAACAGAUGAAGUGAUGUUAACAAUGAUGGAAUUUGAAAAUUUAAUGCAACUGUUUAGUGAAGAUUCAGAUGACAAAUUUGCUAAGAAUUCAUUUUUUAAGAAAUUUGCCGAUUUUAUUGCUGAAUAUAAAAAGGCCCAAGCAUACAACUUGAAGAUUGAAGAAGAAGAAAAAUCAUACGAAAGACGUAAGAAAUUAGUAGAGGAACAACAAAGGAAGAUCAAUGAAAGCAUAACUAAUUCUCAAAAUAGAUCUUUAAACGGUGACAUGGAUAACGACAAUAAUUCCUCGGAAGCAAAUGAACGUGAUGUUAUGGACAAACUAUUGGACAAAUUAAAAAAAUCUGGACCAACAAAGGGGGAUGCUUCUUCAGCCAGAAGAAGGGCGCUCACCAGAAAGAGACUAGCUGGAUCGAACAGUUCGGAUUCUACGUCGAUACUAGAUAAUUUUGACGUUGAUGAUAAUUCAGAUUCCUCAUUAAUUUAUUCUCCCGAAAAGAAGAUUUCUCCUGAAAAGGAUAGAGAGUCUAACUCAAGAAAAAACACAUUAACGUCCUCAAACGAUAACAUUUUAUUUAUGAUUAACGAGAACAUUGAUGUUAUUGAAGAUGAGAAGCCAGAACCAAUUGGUGCUCUGGAUCCGGAACAUGAAAAUAAAAGAACCGAGAAAAAAGAUUCUACUGAAGAUGAUAAGAUCUCUGCUAGAGCCAAGACUUUAUUGAACGGUUUAAGAAGCAAACAACCUGAAGAUAGACGCGGCCUAACAGAAGAAGAAAGAAAGAAUUUAAGGGCUAUGCAUAGAAAAACACGUUCUGAAAACAGCAAUAGACUGUUAUUUUCUACAGGGAAUACUAACGAAACAGUUGAUAUUGAUACCACUCACCGUUAUACCAAUAACAGGUAUUCAACGCCUACAUUGGAAAAUAUUUUAGAUGAUGGGGAAUCAAGGAUAUCUUCAUUAGAAGAGGAAGGCGUGGAAGAUAAACUAGAUACUAGCAUGAGAAAAGAUGAAGAAGAAGUGGACGAAUCUGACCAGACAUUUAAUACCUUUAAUGACUAG